Molecule: messenger RNA, 2875 nt
Organism: Scleropages formosus (Asian bonytongue)
Lineage: Eukaryota; Metazoa; Chordata; Actinopteri; Osteoglossiformes; Osteoglossidae
Gene: oit3
Product: oncoprotein induced transcript 3
Exons: 9
Coding region: 262-1890 (542 amino acids)
Molecular function (GO): calcium ion binding
Source: RefSeq, a predicted model, not a curated record
UGGGCGAAGGGGGGGGCAUCCGCAAAGAGCCUUCCAGCCCUGGCGGUCAAGCCCUUGUCCCAGCCUCGCUUUCCUGCUUGAAGAUAAGAGUCUGUCCUAUUAAAAGGAAGCCCUGUUUUCCUCAGCCGGUCCAGAGAGUCCGAGCCCACCGGAACAGCGGACCGGACGGACGGCUGCUCUGCUACCUGAGACUCGGUGCGAUUCCGCUUGACUUCCACUUGCACCCUGACUUCUGCUCCUGUGUCUUCCAUCAGCCCAGAUAUGCUGUUGCUGCUCCUCACCCUCCUCCUCCAGGAUGCCAACCAAGGAGAGGCCGUAGAGCCGGACCCCUGCUCGGCCUACAUCAGCCUCAACGAGCCGUGGAGGAACACGGACCACCACGUGAACCACUCGGUGGGCGUACCCCUGUGCGACAACCACGUGAACGGCGAGUGGUACCGCUUCACGGGCAUGGCGGGCGACGCCAUGCCCACCUUCUGCAUAGCGGAGAACCACUGCGGCACCCACGCGCCCAUCUGGCUCGACGGAACCCACCCGCAGCCGAGCGACGGCGUCGUCACGCUGCCCGCCUGCGCCAGCUUCAACGACAACUGCUGCCAGUGGAACGCCACAGUGGACGUCAAGGCCUGCGCGGGGGGGUAUUACGUGUACCGCCUGCCGCGCCCCACCGUGUGCUUCCACGUCUACUGUGGACAUUUCUACGACAUCUGUGACGAGGUGGAGUGCGCGACCCCGGACUGCCAGGGCUUGGAGUGCCGAUGUGGCACCGGAACCACCUUGGGCCCCGAUGGACAGACCUGCUUGGAUCUCAACGAGUGCGAGCGCAACAAUGGGGGCUGCGCGGAGGUGUGCGUCAACACCAAGGGCUCCCGUCGCUGCGAUUGCGGUCCGGGGAAAGUGCUGGCGCAGGACGGGCAGAGCUGCGAAGAGAUCCAGGGCUGCCACAGUAACAACGGAGGCUGCAGCCACGGCUGCUCCGUGCUGCGGGAUUCCUACCGGUGCCACUGUCCGCGGGGUCUCGCGCUGGGAGACGACGGGCGUACCUGCCAGGUGCCGGUGCAGUGCCACUCGGGCUCCAUCGAGGUGUCCGUGCCCAAGGAGCUGGUGGGGGGCCUCGAGCUCUUCCUGUCCAACUCCUCUUGCCGUGGGAUCUCCAACGGCACCCACGUCAACCUGAACUUCAGCCUCAAGACCUGCGGCACUGUGCUGCAGGUGACCGAUGACAGAAUCGUGGGGACCAACCUGGUGACCGGCUUGCCCCGGUCCAGCCCCAGCAGCAGCGGCGACGUCAUCGUUCGGACGAGCAAGCUGGUGCUGCCGGUGACCUGCGAGUUCCCGCGCAGCUACGAGGUGUCGGACGGCUACGUGCCCAACCCGCGGGGCGCCACCUUGGAGCUGGCGGGCCGCAGCGCCGGCGUCUUCCCUUUCAGUUUGGAGCUCUUCAAGGGCGCCGACUUCUCCGAGCCGUACCGCGCGCCGCCGCAGCUCCGGCUCCGCGACUCCCUCUUCUUUGGCGUGGAGCCCCGGGAGCGGGUGGAUGGCCUCGCCGCCUUGGUGGAGAGCUGCUUCGCUACGCCGAGCCCCAGGACGGACGAGGUGCUGAAAUACUACCUCAUCAAAGACGGAUGUAUCUCCGAUGAGACGGUGAAGCAGUAUAACUCCAAGGACCAGCUCUCCAAACACUUCCAAGUGCCGGUCUUUAAGUUUGUGGGCAACGACAACGGGGAGGUGUUCCUGCACUGUCGGGUGCUGGUGUGCGGGGAGGGCGAGAGCGACUCCCGGUGCUCUCGGGGCUGUCAGAGACGGCUGCGCCGACAGGUGCGGAGCGACAAGUACCAGGAGCAGCGCAUCCUCUCCGGGGGUCCCAUCCGUAUCCUACCGGACCCGUGAGAGCAACACCUGUCCAGGCUGCCCUCUGUGAACUUUCCAUUUCCGCUUUCUCUUUCUCUCACUCACACCCACACACAAACUCACACUCGAGAGUAUCGUUCUCAAGCUGAUGCAUAUUACUAUUACUCUUUGUAUCGUUAUUAUCGUUUCUAUAAUUAUUAUUAUUAUUAUUGUGUUUUCUCGCUGCAGCCUAUCAUUUGAUCCCCAAUAUUUCACAGCGGCAGUUCAGGCCAAGUACCUCACUCUAGGGUAUUAGAGCAGGGAUUUGAAGCCCGUGUCCAGCGAGAAGCGUAAAGCUUUACCCCGGUAAGGGUGCGGCGCAAACACACUGUCUCUCUCAGGAGCCUCCAGGAGGAAGCAGUUACUUGUCGUCAUUCUCUCAUACGUUCCGUCAUCUCCGGCUGUUCAAUCCGUGCACAUUUUGCACAAGUAUGUACUCGCGUCGGCUGACCGACAGGUUUGUUCCGGACAGUUUAGCGAGAGCGGCGGCUCGUUCCUCCGCACGAGACGAGAAACCUCGACGCCGCUCGGUCCUUCUUCGCGCCGCACUCGCUUUGCUUCCGCCGCCGCCAAGUUUGACAUUACCUUGCGUGAACGUAAAACAUAAUGUGCCAAUAUAUAUUAAAGUAUUCCUGUUUUGUGCAUGUAUGUAAAGUAAAAUUGAGAACACGAAGCUUCGUGUGAAACGCUUAACUGCAUUUAAAAAGACUGGGUUAUUGGUCAGAGUUUGUUACAUACUCUAGAAACACUGUAGUGUAUGCAUAUUUGCUAUAAAAUUUUUUCACCUAUCAAUAAAGCCACUCUGUAAACUGUUGCCCCUGUGAGUUCACCUGCAGUCGUGUGUUUUGAAAGCCAGUCGCUCGUAAUUUGGUAGCCAAGUAGACAGUCGAAUGUUUGGGCCAUUUUAUUUCAUGUGGAAUUUUUACAAGAAAUUAAAAUGCACCGUAGUUUUUCAUGAACCAUAUUUGGGGGUUGGGGGGGGGGG